Episyrphus balteatus (marmalade hoverfly) is the source of this 2086-nucleotide messenger RNA. It is a transcript of the gene MCU, whose product is annotated as calcium uniporter protein, mitochondrial. The coding region runs from base 321 to 1544 and encodes 407 amino acids. The transcript has 7 exons. Gene Ontology annotation, molecular function: uniporter activity; calcium channel activity. Gene Ontology annotation, cellular component: mitochondrial inner membrane; uniplex complex. Gene Ontology annotation, biological process: calcium import into the mitochondrion; mitochondrial calcium ion homeostasis. NCBI's taxonomy places the organism in Eukaryota, Metazoa, Arthropoda, Insecta, Diptera, Syrphidae. The record is from RefSeq and is a predicted model, not a curated record.
CCAAAAAUAUAUCAAAAAAGAAAAUCAAAUGCAAGAGAAAAUACAAAAAUAAAAUAAAAAAAAAAACAACACACACAAAAAAGCUUUUCUGUUGGUUGGAGAUUGGAGUCUCCCCAAAAAAUUCACUAUUCAUCAUAGAGUGCGCUCCCCCAAAAAAAUAAACUCAGUUUUUCAGUUUCUUCAGUCAGAUUCGUUCGCUCGCUGGGUUCUCUAAAAUCUCGUCCGGUUCGUCAGAAAUUUCUCUUUCGUUUUUAUUCAUAUUUCCCACACACAUUUUGACGAAUCUAUUACUAAAAAAUUUUUUUAGUAUUUCGAUUAAGAUGGCGCCGGGCGUAUGUGUUGCAAGUUUCCGCGUGUUCUUACGAUCGUCGGAUAUGUUGCGUUUUCGUAUAACGCCUAAUACAACUCAAACUGUUUCUCGUUCAUUUCUUAAUGCGGAAUCAAGGCCAGAUUAUAGGGGGAGAGCAAGAUAUUGCAGUACAUCACAGACAUCAAAUUCACCACCUGCACAGGAAGAAGAUUGUUCAGGAGAAGUGACCGUAAAAUAUAUUCAAGGCCUGCCACACAUAACCGUUCCGCUGCCAAGUCGAAACGAAAAAUGUCGUUUCGCCCUCAAGCCUGUGUCACAUAAAGUAUUUAACCUAAUUGAAAUGCUUAAAUUAGAAGAUCGUGGAGUUGACAGGGCGAUAAUAUUAAAUGACGAAGGAGUACGGAUAGCCUCAACAUGUAGCAUAGAAAGUCUUAUGGAUGAACCAUUUUGGUUAUAUAUUAAUGAUAAAAAAUAUAAAGUAGUUCCUCCAGAAAGAGAACGAAUCUCUUCACAAGAUUUAACAAAAUUAGGUGAUGUUAGAGCAUUAGUUGGACAACUAUAUGAAGCAUUACACGUAGGCGAAUACCAUUUGCACAAAGAACAAGAAUUAGAAGGUAAACUAGAACAACUUAAAUAUCAGCUGAGUCCUCUGGAAGAGAGAAAAACAGAACUGAGCGCGGAGGCAUCACGUAGAGCUAAUUUAAUGACAUGGGCCGGUCUAGGUUUUAUGUCGGUACAAUUUGGAAUACUAGCCCGCUUAACUUGGUGGGAAUACUCUUGGGAUAUUAUGGAACCUGUAACCUAUUUUGUCACGUAUGGCACAGCGAUGGCUGGUUAUGCGUAUUAUUGCACAACAAAACAGGAAUAUAAUUAUCCUGAAGUUAAGGACCGACAAUACCUCCUUACACUACACAAACGUGCCAAAAAGAAGCGAUUCGACAUCGAAGAGUACAACUCACUGAAGCGUCAAAUCGCCGACAUCGAAUAUGAUUUGAGACGCCUCCGUGAUCCGCUCAAUUUACAACUUGGACAAUUAGAAAAAGGGACCAAUCGAAAGUGUCCCAUUAAUACACCGCCAUCAAUAAGAGGUGUUGAUAGCUCUUGUAAAGAUGAUUCAAGCAUACCUCCAACGGCUACUAAUUUAAUUUUUACAGCGAAAACGCCGCGCACAGCAACCGAGGCAAUAAAGGAGCUUUUAUCGCUCACAAGUAGAAAAAAGAAUCCUGACCAAUAGACCGAUAUUAAGUUUUGUAUUUAAAAAAAAAAUAACAAAAAAAAAAAAACAUAACAAAAAAAUAAUUCAUUUUAAGUGCCCUUUUUCUGUUACAAAAAAAAACAUAAAACAAAAUUUUAAAUAGACAAAAAACAAUCAAAGAAAAAAAAAUUGUAAUAUUGUAACAGUAGAUAAGAGGUGUUCAAAUGAUUUUUUCUCAACUUAAACAAGGACAUUUUUAGUAAUUUUUUAGAAUAAUCAAUUUCUGGACUCAUUGUUUUGAAAUAUAAACUGUAAACUGCAAACUUUCGUGCUAAAAAGAAAGAGAUCCUAUAUGGUUCCUCUAUAAUUGACAAAGUGCGAAUUGUUUUUGUUCAAAAAUGUCCUUUGGGUGCAUGAUUUUAGGUCAUUUGUACAUCUCAAGCUUAAGAAUAGGUUAAAUUUUUUAAAACUAAAUGAAAAUUUAACGAAAAAUUGUUAUAUUUAUUGCCAACUCUGAAAAAAUUCGUUUUAGGCGCACAUUUUUGUAUUUUUAAAUUGAAUAUUUAUAUGUUUUAAUUUUU